This is a messenger RNA of Esox lucius (northern pike), 5269 nucleotides long. RefSeq lists its product as uncharacterized. NCBI's taxonomy places the organism in Eukaryota, Metazoa, Chordata, Actinopteri, Esociformes, Esocidae. The transcript is spliced from 29 exons. The coding region runs from base 92 to 4057 and encodes 1321 amino acids. Gene Ontology annotation, cellular component: cytoplasm. The record is from RefSeq and is a predicted model, not a curated record.
CAGGCAACGAAAACUGUCACAAUUCGCUCGUGGCCCCGCGAGUAUAUUAUAAAUUAUACGAAUUAUCGUUAGACGGAAAACUGGUUUGACCAUGUCAGAGGAGUCGAAGCCUCCCACUUUGGAGACUGACACCUCUAUGCUGAAGGAGACGCAGGAGAGGCUGAAGGAGAGGCUGAAGGAGAUGCAGGAGAGGCUGAAGCAAGUAGAGAGCAAGAAGCAUGAGUUGUCUCAUCCAGCAUCAACAUCCCUCCUCCCAUAUAAGUUUGCUGGACGCCGUCACCACUACUUUAGAGGGUCAACCUUGUCUAAUAAGGAGAUGACCGGUGUGAUCCUGCCAAUGGAUCUGGUUAAAAAGAAGGACCGAAUGUUACCUGAUCAUGCUCUGCUGUUAAAAACUCUGGAGGAACUCACUGAAGAACAAAUGGAGACAUUUCAGUCUUACCUGACCAGUCCUCAGCAGUCCAACUGUCUUCCCAUCCCAAGGAGUCAGCUGAAGAACACUGACAGACUGAACACAGUGGAUCAGAUGGUGAAGUACUGGGGCCUUCUGAGAGCUGUCAGGACAACAGUGAGGAUCUUGAAGGAGAUUAACAAACAUGAUCUGGCAGUGAAGUUAGAGAGAGAUCACACAGUAUCUCAUCCCUCUUCAUCAGCUUUUUAUCGUGACUUCAAGAAUCAGGCAAACCGCUACCAACCCUUGACCAGAGCACUGCACCACAAAAUGUUUUCAGAUUUCACUCAUGCUAGCAGUUCACAUCAGCCCAGUCAGUGGGUCCAGUGUUUACAUGUUCCAGCUCUGCUGUUAAAAACUCUGGAGGAACUCACUGAAGAACAAAUGGAGACAUUUCAGUCUUACCUGACCAGUCCUCAGCAGUCCAAAUAUCCUCCCAUCCCAAGGAGUCAGCUGAAGAACACUGACAGACUGAACACAGUGGAUCAGAUGGUGAAGUACUGGGGCCUUCUGAGAGCUGUCAGGACAACAGUGAGGAUCUUGAAGGAGAUUAACAAACAUGAUCUGGCAGUGAAGUUAGAGAGAGAAUACACAGAAGUCAGCAGCAGAGAACUGGCCUUCAGUGAGUUGUUCAAUCGUGCUGGUAGUUCACAUCAGCCCAGUCCGCAAGAAGACAUCAAGAAGCAUGAGUUGUCUCAUCCAGCAUCAACAUCCCUCCUCCCAGAUCAGUUUGAUGAACCCUCUUGCUACUACUCUGGAGGGUCAACCUGGUCUAAUAAGGAGAUGAGCGGUGUGAUCCUGCCAAUGGAUCUGGUUAAAAAGAAGGACCGAAUGUUACCUGAUCAAGCUCUGCUGUUAAAAACUCUGGAGGUACUCACUGAAAAACAGAUGGAGACAUUUCAGUUUUACCUGACCAGUCCUCAGCAGUCCAAAUAUCCUCCCAUCCCAAGGAGUCAGCUGAAGAACACUGACAGACAGAACACAGUGGAUCAGAUGGUGAAGUACUGGGGCCUUCUGGUAGCUGUUGGGUCAACAGUGAGGAUCUUGGAGACGAUUAACAAACAUGAUCUGGCAGUGAAGUUAGAGAGUGAUCACAUAAAAGCUUUUUAUCGUGACUUCAAGAAUCAGGCAAACCUCUACCAACCCUUGACCAGAGCACUGCACCACAAAAUGUUUUCAGAUUUCACUCGUGCUGGCAGUUCACAUCAGCCCAGUCAGCAAGAAGACAUCAAGAAGCAUGAGUUGUCUCAUCCAGCAUCAACAUCCCUCCUCCCAGAUCAGUUUGAUGAACCCUCUUGCUACUACUCUGGAGGGACAACCUUGUCUGAUGAGGAGCUGAGCAGUGUGCCCCUGCCAUUGGAACCAGGUAUUAAGAGGGACCAAAUGUUACCUCUUCCAGCUCUGCUGUUAAAAACUCUGGAGGAACUCACUGAAGAACAUCUGAAGACAUUUCAGUCUUACCUGACCAGUCCUCAGAGGUCCGACCUUCCUCCCAUUCCAAAGUUUGAACUGGAGACCGCCGACACACGGCUCACAGUGGGUCAGAUGGUGUGGAGAUAUGGCCCUGAGAGAGCCAUAGAGAUCACAGUGAAGAUCCUGAGGAAGAUGGACCAGAAUAAACUUGCUAAGAAAUUAGAUUGUUCCCAACUAAUGGACAGUUCUUCUGGUAUCGUGAGUAAGGAGACGUUGGAUGAAGACGACAGGAGACGGGUUAAAGGGAAGAACAGAAAACAGAGCAACUUAAUGGCACCAAGAGGAGUGCUGGCCACUCUGGAGGAACUCACUGAUGAACAGAUGGAGACAUUUCAGUCUAUCCUGACUAGUCCACUGUGGUACAACUAUCCUCCCAUCCCAAAGAGUCUGGUGAAGAACACUGACAGACAGAACACAGUGGGUCAGAUGAUGUGGAGAUACGGUCCUCAGAGAGUUGUGGAGAUCACAUUGAAGAUCCUGAGAACAAUUAAACGACAUGAUCUUGCCAAGAAGUUUGAAGGGAAGAGAAGGAAGAAACCCUCCUUGCCUGGUCCUGGGAGUGUCAAGAAGAGAGAUGAGAAUUGUGUAUAUCUGACAGACAGUUCUUCUGGUACCCUGAGUGAUGAAUCUUCAGACAGAGGAGACACUGAAAUCCAACAGGACAGAGAUGAACUGGACACGAAGUCAAUCUCCUCAUUAGUCAAAAGAUCUAGUCAAGAGGAUAUCUGGGGGGCAUCCCAGCAGCAAGAGGCCACAUCUGAUGCACAGGCUGUAGAUGUACAGGAGUCUGGCCUCAGUCUGGAUUUUAAAGAAGAAAUGGAGGACUCUGCUUUUGAGCCACAGCUGGGAGUGUCUUACAGUCUCAACACAGACAUGACUGAUAACAACCCCCUUGAGAACAUACAUGGGAUGGAUAAAGACUAUGAAACAGAUUCUUCUGUUUUGGAACAUCCUGACAUGAUUUCUACAGAUGAAUUUACACCUGAAAUCCACAAUCCGGAGAAUGGGCGAGAAUACCGUUUCCAGUGUCCCUGUGCAGGUCUGUUCCAGUGCAGUACAACAGGCCUGGUGUUUGGGAUGGAGGGAGAGGGAGAUGUGGUCUACAGGACUGUCCCCUGGAACAGGAAGCUUCUAGCUCAGAGUGGCAAGAGACCAGCAGGACCCCUGUUCAACAUCUACUGUCCUCAGAUGUCUGUCAGUCAACUACACCUGCCACACUGUGAGAUUCCUUCUGAGGGAGGGUGUGGCUUCCUGUCUGUAGCCCAUGUCACUGAUGACAGUAUGGAGCUCAUCACUCCACACAAGAUAACAGAAACCCACCUCAUCAUCAACAUCAGUGGAUUCUCUGCGUAUGGUGACGUCAAGGAUGAAGACUCCCCCACUGUCCCUAUACGCACUCUGGUGUUGUUGUUCUACAAAGUCCCAGACGUCCCUAUGAAGAGGUCCAUCCUGUAUGUUCUGUUGCUUCCCAGAAAUACUGUUUUCAGGGAGGUCCAAGAGGAAUGGAGAAGAAGAAAUGGAGACCAAUACAUCUACAUUGAAACAAAUCCUCGCUGCCAGUUAACUCCAAAUAAAAAAUACAGCCUGUUCACAGAGCUCACCGUUGAACAUCAAAUAAAACCCAAGGAGGCAGAAUUUUUGGAUUAUGAAUCCUAUGAAAAUUACUUCCCAACAUUUCAGUUGUUCUUGCAAACUGUUGUUGAACAAGUUGAUCUUCUCCUGAAAGAAAACGAUUGUGUUCUGUCUGUGUGGGACAGACUGGUCUGGCUUCCAGCCUCAACAACAGAAAACACAUCUACAGCCCCACCAAUCAACCGCCCCUCUACAGAUACACAACCUGCGGACACUACAGCAGGAACAACCAGAGAUGUUUCUUUUCAUCUGCUGGAAACAUUGAUGGAGCUCAACUCAGAAGAUCUGAAGACAUUUAAGUGGGUCCUGACCAAGGGUGUGGAUGGUUUUCCUGGCAUCCCAAAAGGCCAGAUGGAGGACUGUGACAAGCCAGACACGGUGGAUAGGAUGGUGGAGACGUACUGUGAUGAUGCUGUCAAAGUCACACUGAAGAUCCUGAGGAGUAUCAAGCAGAACAACCUGGCUGAGACUUUACAACAGAAGGUCCUGAACACCUCAUGAUGAGUAAAUGAUCCAUUACAUUCCUAUGGAGAGGAAGUUGACUUCAUUGUCAAGCGUCAAAAUGUAAAACAUUUUUUUAAAGCUUUUCAAAUUCUAAUCAAGUACUGUUUAUAAACGUCAUUACACUUCACACAACAUGAAAAGUAAAGGACGUCAUCUUAGACGAGGCUCCAUUGCUAUCUUACUGCUCCUAAAACCUCUACUUGGAGAACCCAAAGAUGUUCCACAAUAUGACCAGUUGAUUCAGAAGUUCUAGCUUUGGAACAGAUCAAAUACAUGAAACAGCUGGGGGUCGUAGAGAGAUUUGACAACCACUGAUCUACCAGACAACCCACUGAUCUACCAGACAACCCACUGAUCUACCAGACAACCCACUGAUCUACCAGACAACCCACUGAUCUACCAGACAACCCACUGAUCUACCAGACAACCCACUGAUCUACCAGACAACCACUGAUCUACCAGGCAACCACUGAUCUACCAGACAACCACUGAUCUACCAGACAACCCACUGAUCUACCAGACAACCCACUGAUCUACCAGACAACCCACUGAUCUACCAGACAACCCACUGAUCUACCAGACAACCCACUGAUCUACCAGACAACCACUGAUCUACCAGACAACCACUGAUCUACCAGACAACCACUGGUCUACCAGACAACAUACUGGUGCUGCAUGUACACUAAAUGUAAUUUAUAAGCGAAAGAGACCCUAGUUUUAAAAGGCUAUCAAUUUGGAUUAAUAAUUUUAAAUAAUCGUAUGCAUGUAAUUCCAUAUAUCUUUUCUUCAAACUGUUGUGCUAUUUUUCAUAUAUUUAAAGAUGUUUUCUGUGAUGUUUGGCUAGUGGUCCUAAAGGUGGUAAUGCCAAUCCAAAAUGGUCCAAUAAAAGUGUGUACUAGCCACUGUGCAUCAACUCUUGUUUAUCUGUAGAAGCUUUUUUACAACUCCUAAAACAUGUUAUAAGGGCUUUAUGAAGAUAUUUGAGUGAUGGCUCAUUGGUCUUCUGAUGUCCUGUAAAUGCUAUGUUAGAUUGAGAUGCUAUGGACAUAUUGAGCCAAUAUGGUUCAUUUUGCUCUGGCAAGACACCAAGCAGUGUUCAUGUGGGAAUGAAUACUUGAGAUACUGAGAGCACUGGAAUCGGUGUUGGGUAAAGGUAGCAAUAGGUCAUCAAGUUCUCUCAAUUCUCGUCAUUGCUUUACUUUCUUUUUC